AUGUUAACUCGAUUUAUCUCUGCUGUUGUAUAUAAUCAACAGUCGUUAGCAACCAAAUCACUUCGUUUAUUAACAACAACUGCAACAAAGUUAAGUGAUAGUGAUCAUGUAAGAUCGAAAGCUUUAGAAAAAGCUUCUCAUGAUCUGAAAACACGUAAAGAACAACGAUGGUUAGAUACUGUAGCUUCAGAUAGUGAAGCCAUUGUCAAAGGAGAAAAGCAACAUGCAAGAAAACAAGGUGAUGACAAAAAGGAUAUGACUGAUCUUCAAACUGAUACAAUUAAAGCAAUUGAAGAAAAAGAUAGAAAAGGUCAUCUACCACAAUUCGAUGUUGGUCGACAUGAUACACCUGAAUCUCGCAUUGGCAGUGGAGUUUCAUCUGUACUUGGCACAAGACUAAUAUUCAAUAUCGAUAGAAUCGAUGAACUAACAGAUGGCGAAAGUCUUAGAACAAUUUUUUGGUACAAAGGUAUUAUUGAUUUGAAACCAUUAUAUACUUUUGCCAAUCAAUCACGAUACCAUAUAAUAAAUCGAACAAAACUUUUAAUAAAAAAAACAUCUAUUGGUGAUGAAGGAUUUUAUACAUUAAAAAUUCAAACGAAAUUAAAUACUUAUAAACAAUAUCUUUAUCAUGUAAUCUUAUUUACACAAAAUCUUUCACUUUUCAUAACUCCACCAUCAUCUCAACGAAUUACUUAUCAUGCUGAACAAUCGAUCAAUUUUACUUGUUCAAUAUCUUUAUAUGCGGAUCGUACUUAUAUUGAACAAACACGUUCUUUAUUUUCAUCGACUUGGUUUAUGAUUAUCUAUAAUAAUGAUCCUGAUCAUUAUCAACUACUUUCAUCAUCAUCAUCAUCAUCUAUUUCUUAUAUAUAUACAGCUUAUCUUUUCAAUUAUGAACUUAAUCAAAAUGAUCAUAAUCAAACAGUAUCUUGUGCACUUAUUCAACAAGAUUUAAAACAAAUCGUUAUACUUAAUGUUACUUUAACAGAUAUUUUAAAUAUUGAAUAUAAAGCAUAUUUAUAUGGUAAUUAUUAUUUUACACGUUCAUUUAAUAGUUAUUCAUCGAUUGAAAUUAAUUGUGAAGAAUUUAAUGGAAAUCCAAAACCAGUUUAUAGUCUUAUAUGGAUGUUAAAUGGAGAAAAUCAAACAUUAUUGAAUAAAACAAAAUACGGACGAUAUUUUAUUAAUAAUGCUACUUGGCGACAUAGAGGAAAUUAUACAUGUCUUGCUGAAAACUAUCUUAAUAAUCAUCAACCAGUCCAUCAAUCAUUUCGUCUUAAUAUUUGGUUUAAUGAACAUCAAUCAAAAAUUCAACAUUCAACAAAAUUAUUAUCAUUAAAACAACCGUUUCAAUCAAAUAGAACUAAAUCAAUUAUUUUAAUAUUUCUAAUUAUAGUUUUUCUUUUUUCUUGUAUUUUCUUCAUUUUAUCAUUGUAUUAUUUUUGUUUACAAACUAAAUAA
Rotaria sp. Silwood1 is the source of this 1464-nucleotide messenger RNA. NCBI's taxonomy places the organism in Eukaryota, Metazoa, Rotifera, Eurotatoria, Philodinida, Philodinidae. The record is from the annotation of a GenBank genome assembly.